This is a messenger RNA of Dentiscutata heterogama, 125 nucleotides long. Lineage: Eukaryota; Fungi; Glomeromycota; Glomeromycetes; Diversisporales; Gigasporaceae. The record is from the annotation of a GenBank genome assembly.
AUGUCUGGACCGUCGCGAGGAACUUCAGCAAAGUUAGUGGAUCAACCGUCACCGCCAAUGUCUGGACCGUCAUGGACAGUUGUUAGCCUCAAGCAAUUCAUAACUUCACCGCCAAUGUCUGGACC